UUUGAAGUUCUCUCCUCGUUUGUUUACAACCCGAGAACUUCCUGUUAGCUUUACUUCAGCUUUGUCCGUGUUUGCUAACAGCUUCAGUUUAGCUAAACGUCCGUUUUAAAGAUGGGAUGUGAUGGUGGGACGAUUCCAAAAAGACAUGAGUUGGUGAAAGGACCAAAAAAAGUUGAAAAGGUUGACAAGAAUGCUGAACUCGCUGCCAAGUGGAAGUACUGCGCCUUGAGCCAAGAAAAACUCAGGCGACCCAUCGUUUCAUGUGAACUGGGCAGACUUUAUAACAAAGAUGCUAUCAUUGAAUACCUCCUGGAUAAAUCUGCUGAAAGACCAAACGCCGAGGCUGUUACGCACAUCCGUGGGAUUAAGGAUAUAAAGGAGCUCAACUUGACUGAUAACCCUGAAUGGGAGGGAGAGAGGAGAAAUGCAAAAGGAGACAGAUAUGAGGACAUCCACUGUGGCAUGUUCAUCUGUCCUGUUGUUGGCCUAGAGAUGAAUGGAAAGCACAGGUUCUGCUACUUGCAGACAUGUGGUUGUGUGUUUUCAGACAGGGCCCUUAAGGAGAUAAAGACUGAGAUCUGCCAUAAGUGUGGGGAUCCUUUUAAAGAUGAAGACAUAGUUGUGCUUAAUGGCACAAAGGAGGAGGUCCAGAAGCUGAAGGAGAAGAUGGAGGAGAAACGUGUCAAAGCAAAAACCAAGAAAUCAAAGAAGAGCAAGGCAGUUGAAACUGUCUCUGCACCACCAGAAUCCAAAGAAGAGGAUGCCCAGUCUCCACCAGUAGAUGUAGCUGGGAGGAAAUCACAACAAAAUGGAAACGAGAGCAGCCAAUCAGCUGUGGCCGGACCUUCUGGUGCCUCCAGCUCCACAAAAUGCUCCAAAUCUUUGGCAGCUUCUGCCACCAAGAGGUCUAUCCAAGACAUGGAGGAAAAGUCUGAGGCUUUCAAAUCCCUCUUCACCACCCACAGCUCUGCUAAACGCUCUAAAGACCAGACAUCCAACUGGGUCACUCACACACCUUAUCACUUUUAACAGCUAUUUCUCAGUGCAGAAAACAUGUUAUUUUGUUGUUUCUUUUCUUUUUUUUUCCCUUUUUUUGUAAAUUCAUUAAUUCAAAUCCCUCAUUAUGUAAACACCACACACGCAUCAUUCAGCUGACCUUUAAUAAAGUCACCAGUGUGCAAACUCAUUCCCCAUUUACCUGUUCAGUUCCCAGUAGCACCUUGUUUACAUGCUGUGAACAUUUUGCGAACCCCUCCCUAAGCACUUUGACGUUGUUUUGUAACCUGAUGUCCUAAUGCAAUUCCCUCAUGUAUUCCUCCAUACCUCUGUAUUUUCAGGCUGCUAGUUUGUCUCUGUCACCUCUUAUCUCCUUUGUUUGUGCUCCGUACUACUGUGCCCUCAUAUCUAGGGUUUAUCUCUUUAAAUCCAUAUCUAUAUGGCUAAAGAUUUAAAAUCCUGAUAGAAAACAAUGUUGCGUUCAACUUCACUCUAACCGGAAAAUAGUCUUUCAUGUGACUUUGGAAAGUGGCUCAUGCUGCCUUAUGCUUUACUGCAAAAACUGACUUUAUUGAAAUACAUUAGACUGCGCUGUUUGUCUUCAAAAGAUUUGUAAUUUGUAAUUGCUCUUCAAUUUGUUUAAUUGUUCAUUAAAAAUAAGUUAAGAACAUUAUGGUACUUCAAAAAUGAUUUAAGCAUAUUAAAACAUCUGAUGCAUAAAUGUACAGAAAUUGAGAGCUGUGACAUGAUAUGAUAACUGGAAAUUUAUUUUGUCUAAGUCCUGAUUUUUACUUUCAGGCAUCAACAGGUUUAGCAAUUAGUUUCUUCUUCAAAUGACAACCUUCUUUAUGUUCAGCCUUUGGACAGGAACUUUGCUCUGAAAAGUGAAAAUCUGUUACAUCUUUAACCCUCAUCUCUGGGCAGUCUUUUCUUUUUUCCCUAAUUUUCUUCUACCUUUUUGCAAAUUAGCUAUUUUAUUGCAUGAAGGCAACAGAUGUCUCACUAAUUAUUUUUGUUUAAUCAGAUUCUGUUUUUUUUCUGCAAUGAUUUCCCUGUGCUCUGUGCUGUGCAGAUUGGGAAAUAAAAUGCUUAAUUUGUGUUUAUUACAUAUGUUGCAUGUUUGGAUUAAGGUUGUUUGCACCAGGCUAAAGCAACACCAAAUUAUAGUCUUGCACUUGAGAAAAAGUAGAUAAAGCUUCUGUUCAAUGACUUGCAAAUUAUAUACUUUGGUUUAUAGAAGUUUAUAGAAAAUACAUUAUUUUUCUAAACAUUUAUUUACCAAGUAUUUUUUUCUAUGUGGCAGAUGAUUUCACAAAGUCAGAACAGAAAGACUGUGUGUUCUGGAAAAUUGUCUUGAAUUUACCAUUCAUAAAAUAUGAGGCAAGUUUCACAACGUAAGCUUCCAUACCUACGGGUACAAAGACAUCUCUAAUAGGGAGAGUGAUUCUGGUCAAAGAGUCAAGAAGUUUAUACAGUUAAAACAAAAUGUCUUUGGUCUUUGGUGCAUCAAAUAAAAAGACUCCUUUUCUUCUGUGUCUCA
Molecule: messenger RNA, 2536 nt
Organism: Xiphophorus maculatus (southern platyfish)
Lineage: Eukaryota; Metazoa; Chordata; Actinopteri; Cyprinodontiformes; Poeciliidae
Gene: rtf2
Product: replication termination factor 2 domain containing 1
Exons: 10
Coding region: 112-1029 (305 amino acids)
Biological process (GO): site-specific DNA replication termination at RTS1 barrier; mitotic DNA replication termination
Cellular component (GO): nucleus
Source: RefSeq, a predicted model, not a curated record